This is a messenger RNA of Symbiodinium natans, 699 nucleotides long. NCBI's taxonomy places the organism in Eukaryota, Dinophyceae, Suessiales, Symbiodiniaceae. The record is from the annotation of a GenBank genome assembly.
AUGUUGACAGAUCCCGCCCACUGCCCGCCACGACCGCGCACGGCAGUGCCGUCUGACGUGGCUGACUACCGGCCUGCUGUCGCAGCGGCUUUGCGGGGUGCGAAGCGAGGCGGCGCGGCAGGGCUAACUGGCAUGCGAGCAGAGCAUUCAAAAGUCCUGCUCCAGGACCAGCCAGCACUGGAGUUCCUCGCUUAUGCUGCAACCCGGCUGGCAAAUGCGCAGGUGCCAGCCGACAUCGUCCCAGGCAUCGCUUUAGCUCGCCUCACUGCUCUCAGCAAGCGUGCGCGGCAUAGCGACAAGGGACGUUUUCGAGCGCCCUUGCGAAGAGUUGGGCAACCGCUUUUGACAGAGCCAUGCGGCCCUUAUCAGUUUGCCUUCCAAGUGCGAGCGGGCGCGGACGCACUGGCGGCCCAUGUCCGCGUGCAGGAGCCCAACCAAGUGCUGGUGUCGCUGGAUGGGCGCAGUGCGUAUGACAGCGUCUCGACGGCGCUCAAGUCCGUCGCUCCCGAACUCCUCCCCUUCGUGCUAUGGUCCUUCCACGUACUGUUGGUGGGACGCGUCGGGGGCAUUGUCGCGAUGUCGCCCAAGGAGAGGGAUGCGAGCAAGGUGACCCGCUGGCUCCGGCACUUUUUGCCCUUGGCCAGCAUGCCGCUUUAUGCCAGGCCUCGUCCGCGCUCCACGCCUCCGAGCGACUUUUAG